AUGGCUCCUCUCAAGGUCGGCGACAAGUUCCCCGAGGGUGUCAAGUUCACCUGGGCUCCCAUCCUCGAGGAGGACCCCACUGUGUGCGGUCGUCCCCAGGAAUUCGAUGCCAACAAGGAGUUCGCCGGCAAGAAGGUCGUCCUUGUCAGCGUUCCCGGCGCCUUCACUCCCGGUUGCCAGGCCUUCCACGUCCCUCCUUACAUUCAGAAGCUCGAUGAGCUGAAGGCUAAGGGUGUUGACGCUGUUGCUAUCAUUGCUUUCAACGACGCUUUCGUCAUGAACGCAUGGGGCAAGGUUAACAAGGCUAAGGAGCCCAUCUACUUCCUCAGCGACGACAAGACCAAGUUCUCUCAGAACUACGCUUGGCAGGCCGGUGUUGGUGACCGCAAUGGCCGCUGGGCCAUGGUCAUCGAGAAGGAUGGCACCAUCUCGUACUCUGAGAAUGAGCCCAACCCCAGCCAGGUCACGGUUUCGGGUGCCGACGCUAUCCUUGCGAAGUUGUAG
Lasiodiplodia theobromae is the source of this 504-nucleotide messenger RNA. RefSeq names its product Peroxisomal matrix protein. The transcript has 5 exons. Gene Ontology annotation, molecular function: thioredoxin peroxidase activity. The record is from RefSeq and is a predicted model, not a curated record. Gene Ontology annotation, biological process: hydrogen peroxide catabolic process; cell redox homeostasis; cellular response to oxidative stress. Gene Ontology annotation, cellular component: mitochondrion; cytoplasm; peroxisome. The coding region runs from base 1 to 504 and encodes 167 amino acids. NCBI's taxonomy places the organism in Eukaryota, Fungi, Ascomycota, Dothideomycetes, Botryosphaeriales, Botryosphaeriaceae.